Molecule: messenger RNA, 1674 nt
Organism: Eublepharis macularius
Lineage: Eukaryota; Metazoa; Chordata; Lepidosauria; Squamata; Eublepharidae
Gene: TMED4
Product: transmembrane p24 trafficking protein 4
Exons: 5
Coding region: 19-708 (229 amino acids)
Biological process (GO): Golgi organization; positive regulation of canonical NF-kappaB signal transduction; endoplasmic reticulum to Golgi vesicle-mediated transport
Cellular component (GO): Golgi apparatus; endoplasmic reticulum-Golgi intermediate compartment; COPII-coated ER to Golgi transport vesicle
Source: RefSeq, a predicted model, not a curated record
CACAGGCGGCGGGAGGCUAUGGCGGGCGGUGGGCGCUGGGGGUUGCCGGUGGCGGCGGCUGUAGCUGCCCUGUGCUUGGUCGCGCAGUUGGUGGGCCGCGGGGCGCAUGCGCUGUAUUUCCACAUCGGGGAGACUGAGAAGCGCUGCUUCAUCGAAGAGAUCCCGGAUGAGACGAUGGUCAUCGGCAAUUACCGGACGCAGCUGUGGGACAAGCAGGCCGAGGCCUUCCUGCCGUCCACACCGGGGCUGGGCAUGUUCGUAGAGGUCAAGGACCCCGACAAGAAGGUGGUUCUUUCCAGGCAGUAUGGCUCUGAGGGACGCUUCACUUUUACGUCGCACACCCAUGGUGAGCAUCAGAUCUGCCUCCACUCCAACUCCACUCGCAUGGCGCUUUUUUCAGGGGGCAAAUUGAGAGUGCACUUGGAUAUUCAAGUUGGGGAGCACACAAAUAACUACCCUGAGAUUGCAGCAAAGGACAAGCUGACAGAGCUGCAGUUAAGAGCCAGGCAGCUUCUGGACCAAGUGGAACAGAUCCAGAAGGAACAAAACUACCAAAGGUACCGAGAGGAGAGAUUCCGUAUGACCAGUGAAAGCACCAACCAGCGGGUCCUGUGGUGGUCCAUUGCCCAAACUAUCAUCCUCAUCAUCACGGGUGUUUGGCAGAUGAGACACCUCAAAAGCUUCUUUGAGGCCAAAAAACUGGUAUAAGCACUUAUCGCAAGCACUUUCAUUAAAAUCUUCUCCAACAUCCACUGAACUCAUCUCUGCCCUUCUGGGUUUAUGAGAAUUGUGAACUGAAUCAGAAACAUAAGGUAGAACAUACCACGACUAGUGCUCCCUCUGCAAGCCUCCAGCUUGCUCUUUGGUUGGUAUUGAGGGUUGCAUUGGGGGUAGGUACGGAAUUUCAGUGCUUGAUUACCAAGCCAUUGCAAAUUUCAGGGAGAGGCUGUAACUUUCUGAGAGGUUUGUGACAGAGAUAUUUAAGAGCCCCCCCCCCCUUUUUUUGUUUGCUUCGGGUUUUUUGUCCUGAUUGUGGGGUUGGCAGGCUCUGUCUCUGCAGUGCUUUGGUGGUUCCCUAUCAUGAUUCUUCACUUUACUGCCUUUCAGCAAUUCCUUUUAGCAAAUAGGUAUUGGGAUAGGCAAGAAAGGUAGAAAUUAAAUUUAUACCUCUGUUUUGAUAAUAUAUGUGGGGGCAAGUGGGAAAUGGCAUUUGUCAAAGUUAGUCUUUCGAUUCUGUUUCUUCAGCAAUAGGAGCAAAUGUUUCUUGGAUUACAUCCCCUUUCAAUGCAAUGCCAUUAGCCCAGUUACUCUCAACAACUUGGAAUGCACUGUUUUUGUGUGCCUCAGUUUCCUCAACAAGUUCUGGAUGAUUGUUGCCUUGGGUGGGCACUAAAUGCCCGUGGUGGGACAGCAGAUUUAACGUCCUCAUUUCCCCCCCUCAAAGUGUGAGGAAUUCCACAAAUGUAAGGCGGCAGCAACCAUAGCGGUAAGUGGAGCAGCAGUUACUCCACCUGGAGUUUCCUUUCAACCUUACUAGAGUUUUUUGGGACGAGAUGGCUGUAUGUAUCUGCUGUUCAUGAUGAAAACAAAGCAUGAGGACUUUAAAAUACAGAAAAUGUGCAGUUGAAUUGGUCUUUCCUCUACCUACCUUCAAUAAAGGAAUUCGCGGCUUCC